Messenger RNA from Closterium sp. NIES-67, 2139 nucleotides. Lineage: Eukaryota; Viridiplantae; Streptophyta; Zygnematophyceae; Desmidiales; Closteriaceae. The record is from the annotation of a GenBank genome assembly.
CUCGGAUCUCUCUCGAAAUUCCCUCCAAUCCGAAAUUCCGAGUCCGUGCUCUCCUAUUUCUCCGGCCUCACAGUACCGAGCCGUGUUGUCCACGGCUAGCAGGUUCCCAGCUUCUCAGGCUUCUUAGGCUCAGGCUUCUUAGCUUCUCAGCUUCCCAUUGAAUCGCAGUUUGCGCUGUGCCGCGAGUGGCGUGACUUCCCGCCGCAUCUGCAUCCCAGCGUCGUUGGCUCUCCAGCAGAUUCGUUCAGUUCGGUCUGCUUGCCCGCCAACCCGCAACCGUCGGACGAUUCGCUGGACGUUUGUCGCGUGGCUGCGCUGAAUGACCAACCGGCGACUGAUCUCACGUCGUUCCGCGCCAGAUUCUAGCGAGUAGCAGCCUGUUGGCGCACUGUUGGCCUGCUGUUGGACCGUUCUGCGACCUUCCGCUCGUGCGUGGAUUCAUCGGAUUUGUUGCGCCCUGGAGAAUAGCCGCUUGCUGCUCGUGCGGCGUGACGCGUGUGGCGGCGUGAGGCGUGUAGCGUGAGGCGGCGUGGGGCGCGCGGCGUGACCACGAGCGAUGGCGAUUCAGACGACGCCGAUGGGAGUGGCCACGGGGACCUGGACGACCGGGCUGUGCGGCUGCUGCGAGGAUAUUCCUGGCGCGUGCUGCACGUAUUUCUGCCCGUGCGUGAUCCUGGGCCGGAACGUGAACAUUGUAACGGAUGGGUUCACAGAGUCAUCGACAGCGUGCUGUCUCUUCUUCCUCAUCGACUCUCUCACAAUGGGCAUGUGUGGCUUUGCCUACUCCUGUGGGUACCGCACGCGGCUGCGGCACAAGUAUGAUCUGCCCGAGUCGCCCUGCGGCGACUGCCUGACGCACCUGUGCUGCCUGCCGUGCGCGCUGUGCCAGGAGAACCGCGAGCUCAAGAACCGCGGCUGGGACCCCAAGCUCGGCUUUGCGUCCAAUGUGCGUAUCUUCAGGGCGCGAGGGCAGGAGCCCCCUCCCCAGGCCAUGAGGCGGUAAAGCAAGGGGAGGCGAGGGGGGUCGAGGGGGGCGAGGUGGGGCGAGAGGGGGCGAGGGGGGCAAGGGGGGGCAAGGGGGGGCAAGAAUCGGCAAGAGCGGGAAAGGGGGGGCAAGGGGCCACAAGGGGAGACGCUUGAAGAAGACACCUGAAGAGUCGCAUGCUUAACGGGCGCUUUGAGAGACACUGCUCACACGGCUGGAGGGGGGGGCUGCUGUGCUGACGUGCCUGGUGCAGGGGGGGGGUUGGGGGGGGUGGGGGAUGGCUGUGCGUGUGAAAUGUGCAAUCUGUUAGCUCUGUGUUACAGCGUUGAGCGAUGCAAUAGUUGCUUUGUGGGGCGCGGGCUUUAUAGGUACCAGGCCGCUGCAUGUGGUCAGGUCAGUGUGUUCAUCAAUGUGUGCUGGUUCUGGUGCUGGUAGUACUGGUGCUUCUACGGUAGUAGGUCCUCUUGUUUGUUUACGGGUGUUGGGGUGGUCUGGGUGGUGGGUGGGUGGUGGUCUGGGUCUGGGAGUGAUCUGACUCAGGGCCUCAGAUAUCUGAAUUCCUGAUUUUCAGUGUUGGAAAUAUCUCAAGGACUUCAGUGUUUCUGAAGUGUAGCACCACACUCGAGGAAGAUCGUAACGAGUACGCGAGUCAACGGAGGUUACAUGAAGGGGAUGGACAAAGAACACGAAAGGACUCGAAGGGUCGCAACCGGAGGUUGCGACUGACCGCUACAACAGUGCGGAUGGUAACCGAAGCGACAAUCGAGUCGCUGUGCGACUCGAUAACCGCUCCUGCAACUGUAUUCUACAACUGCUUUACUUUCCUAUUUUCUAUAUAUUGCUGUAUGCUUGCUUUCUUAAAAUAUCACUUUGUAGCACCACACUCGAGGAAGAUCGUAACGAGUACGCGAGUCAACGGAGGUUACAUGAAGGGGAUGGACAAAGAACACGAAAGGACUCGAAGGGUCGCAACCGGAGGUUGCGACUGACCGUUACAACAGUGCGGAUGGUAACCGAAGCGACAAUCGAGUCGCUGUGCGACUCGAUAACCGCUCCUGCAACUGUAUUCUACAACUGCUUUACUUUCCUAUUUUCUAUAUAUUGCUGUAUGCUUGCUUUCUUAAAAUAUCACUUGUUCUCAUAUACUAGUACAA